AUGACGGAAACUUGGUUAAAUAGGAGUGUUUUUGAUUCUGAAAUUUUUGAUGAUCGUUAUAAUGUUUAUAGACGUGAUCGGGAGAGUAAUGGUUUUCACGCUUCAAAGAAUGACGGGGGUGUACUUAUAGCUGUACCUAAGCAAAUAAAUUCGGAGCGGCUCUUUAGUUUCGAGUCCAAGUGCGAGGAUCUUUGGGUCUGCGUAGAAGUAGAAAACGUCCAAGGCAAGUCUGAAAGACUUUAUAUAUUUGCUGUGUAUAUUCCCCCACCCGUCGAAAAACACAUUUUUGAGCAUUUUAUUAAUAACUCGAGUCGAGUAUUGGAAUCACUCGAUGAAAAUAUAAUUGUUGCUGGAGAUUUUAAUCUAAGUAGUAUAACAUGGUCUUUAGAGCCCCACGGGCAUCUUUGUGCAAAAUACUCCAACAAAUAUCUACAGAAUCUCUUAACAGACUUUCUCUCGUGCAAUGAAUUGAACCAAUUAAAUCAAAUUAAGAACUCUAAAAAUAAAAUGCUCGAUCUUGUCUUGUCUAAUAUUAACAUUGUUGAUAUUGUGUCAUGUCCUGAUCCUUUGACAUGUGUUGAUCCCCUUCAUCCGCCAUUAGUUUUAUCAAUAGAUUUUACAGAUCCGGCACCACUAGUCCCUAAUAACACAAUUACAAAAUUUUGCUUCCACAAGGCUGAUUAUGAAAAUAUAAGGAAGGAUCUAAAUGAAAUUGACUGGAGGGAAAUUUUGGCUGAAUGUCUUUGUGUUGAUGAUAUGGUUGCAGUAUUUAUGACAUAA
Molecule: messenger RNA, 780 nt
Organism: Parnassius mnemosyne (clouded apollo)
Lineage: Eukaryota; Metazoa; Arthropoda; Insecta; Lepidoptera; Papilionidae
Source: the annotation of a GenBank genome assembly